Messenger RNA from Pseudonaja textilis, 2013 nucleotides. RefSeq names its product cilia and flagella associated protein 210 (gene CFAP210). NCBI's taxonomy places the organism in Eukaryota, Metazoa, Chordata, Lepidosauria, Squamata, Elapidae. The record is from RefSeq and is a predicted model, not a curated record. Gene Ontology annotation, cellular component: axonemal microtubule.
ACCCUGGUGCCUCGCGCUGCUUCCGUUAGGGCGUCUCGGGGCGGCUUCUCCCCACCACCACCACUCCCGAUACUAUGGGGGCGAUGUUUCGCCCCGAGGUACGAUUCGGCAGGCGCAAGGGACAGAUGCGAGAGGCUACGCCAAAUGGUGAAGAUGAUGUGAUGGAGGGAAUAUUUCUUCCAGUGGGAGUAGAUCUUCACCAGAUAACCAUUUUGCCCAAAGCAGAAUGGCAAAGAAUUCAAGACAGUCUCACUGCUCGUGCAAGAGAAACAGCACAGAUUCUUGCUGAAAAGAAAGCACGGAAAGAUUUGCACUUAAAAUCUCAAGCACUUGUGAAAAAUUGGACCCACACUAUUGCAGGUAUGUCACAACAAAAACUGAAAGGCAAAAAAGUACGGCAACAGAGAGAGGAGGAAGAAAAAAGAAAGGUUGACCUUGAAGAAGCAAAAUACCAAGCACAGAAGCGAAAAGAGAAAAUAGAAGAAGCCAAAUUGCAACAGUAUUAUGAAAAUGAUAGAGUGAAAAGUUUUCAUAGAGCCUUAUUAUAUUCUGAAGUUUUAAAGGAAAGAGACGCUCAGAUUGAAUUUAAAAAGCAACACAAAAAUUUGUACAAAAGCAGGAAUGAGGCAAUAGAACGUGACCGUCUAAAAGCUAUACAGUUGCAAGAAGAAAAAGAUAAAAUACAGCACAUGAAGAGACUGCAGACUGCUAAUGAUCAGCUGGCACAGAUAAAGGAGCAUGAACGGUUAGCAAACAUAAGAAAGUUAGAAGAGAAAAAAGAAAGGGAAGAACUUCUGGAGUUGACCAAGUUAUAUCAUUUGGAAAUGCAGGAAAAAGAGCAAGCACAACGUGAACAGAAGGUUAAACGAAGACAAGCCCAUCUGGCAUAUGUUGCUGACCAGGUAACUCUCAAAGCUAUAGAAAAACAAAAACAAGAAGAAGAGGAUGAGAGAAUUCGAAUACAUUUUAAAGCAAAGCAAGCAAUGGAUAAGUUGAAGAAAACAAAAGAAGAAGAGUUACGCAGAUUAAUGGAAGAGCAAAGGGAAAGGAUUACUAGCCGCCUUUUAGCACGAAUGAAAAAGAAGAUGGGUGAUGAAGAUGAGCGUAUUGCAAGAGAAAUUGCAGAGAAAGAAGAAGAGCAAGCUAAAGAGGAGCAAGCUAAAGAAGAAAAACUCCAGGCCGAUUUGAAAUCCAUUGCAGAACACAGAGCAAACGUGAUAAAAAUGAAAGAAGAAAAAGAAAAAGAGGAGAGAUUGGAAGGUCAAAAAUUACUUAUUGGACUGAUGGAAGCAGACCGGAUCUAUCAAGAACUGGAGAAGGAUAAGAUACAUAGAAAUUAUUGUGCAAACUUAAAAUUGCAAGAAGCUCAUGUCGCACAGAUAGCUGAAAAAAUAGCAAGAGGAGAAAAUGAGAAGCAGGAGGAGGCUGAAUACGUUAGACAGAAAGAAGUGAUUGCAUUAUGCAGGGAGCAGGAAUUCCAGAAAUAUGCAAAGAAAAUAAUUGAUGAACAAUCUAAGACUACUCAGAAUCUCUACCCACUUCUCAAAGGACUGCAUGAAGGCAUUCCUACUUUCAGUGGCCCAGCUUAUAAUGAAGAUCAACAUCGUUGUGAGAAGCAGCCUAUUCAGCCACCCUACAUAGGCGAAACAGCUCAAGAAAUGAAGCUAUUAAACGAACAAAAAUAUGAUCAUACUAAAGCACGAUUAGGAUUUACAUGGUAAAAACAUUCGGAUGGAUAAAAUAGAAAUGUAACGUCAUAAUCCAAAUAGUGAAAAGUAGAAUAAAAAGCAAGUUUAUAAUAAAAAUUGUAGCUUGAUAUAGCUGUCUUUGCAGAAAGCUCAGAAAACUUGAUAUGAAACCAUGUAUGUUUUCAAGCAGAAUGAAAAUUAUGCAAGGUUUAAAAAGGAAUAUAAUUGUAGUGAAAUUCUAAUUCAUAAUUCUAACUUAACAUUUUAUUCAUAAUUUAUGGAAGAAAUUACUUGAUUAUUUUAAAACUUUUGGUUGGAAAUAAAA